Apis florea (little honeybee) is the source of this 2842-nucleotide messenger RNA. RefSeq lists its product as uncharacterized. The record is from RefSeq and is a predicted model, not a curated record. Lineage: Eukaryota; Metazoa; Arthropoda; Insecta; Hymenoptera; Apidae.
AAAAGAUGGAUAUACAGAUUGACACACACGUUCUAGAACAAUUGGAUUGCAUUAGUCGGAUAGUUGCAAUUGUUGUUCCCUCGUGCAGUAUCGACAACGCGCGUAAAUGUUCUGUAAAAAAUUAAGAAACUCGUGGAUCGAGGUUUCGAAAUCUCGGGAAUUAGUAAGUUUUGUUUGGCGAAGACUUCUAGUUCUUGGUUCGACGUUUGGAAUCGCUGUACUUUUAUUCUGGUCGUGCUACACAUUUUUCAAUAUGUUAAACUACAAGAUUACGGAUACCAAUGCCUUUCCCAAAAGAAUAGAAAAUUAUACCUAUGUUGGAAAAUCGACGGAAUUUCAAUUUCAAUCUUUGGACGGAAAGAUGUUUGGGGAAAGAAAGGUUACGAAGUUGUAUUGCCAGAUUAAAUCAUGCGACACGAUAAUUUGCACGUCCAUCUCGAAAGAGGACAAUAUCGAAACAGUGGUGUCAACGUAUAUCGAGAAUGACUUUAAGGCAAACUGCAAGAAUGCGAAAUCGGUGAAGUUGUCGAUCGAAGAUUGCGAAUUCCCGGACAACACGCUUCGAAAGAAUUGGCUGACCAUCAACUUGUCGAUCGAAGAGUUAACGUUGAACCGAUGCUCCCUCAAAGAAAUAGAGGACGACGCGUUCGCCUCGUCGAUUUACGAAAAAACGAGCAAGAUAAUCAUCGUCAACAACAAGAUCGUGUCGUUGCGCAAGGCGAUGUUUCGUCACCUCGACGCGUUGCAACAGCUGAGCAUACAAGAGAACAUAAUCAAGUCGGCCGAAUUUAAUCUGCUCGAGGAGGUGGCGGGUUCUUUGACCAACCUGGAACUGUGCCAAGCCAUCGACGAUCGAGAAGUGCUUAAGAACAUAACGGGCGCGGACAAGUUGUUCAACUUAAAAUUGCUAUCUUUAUACAAAAACAUUAUAUCCAGGAUCGACGAGGAAUUGUUCUCAGGGGUGCCAAGAAUCGAAUCGCUCUACUUGCACGACUCCAACAUCGAGACAGUGUCCCGGGACGUCUUGAAACCUAUGUCUUCGUCCAUAUUGCUUUUGACGUUGAACAGAAACAAGAUAACGUCAUUGCCAGAGGGACUGAUCGAUUCGACGAUCAGCUCCACCAAAAGUUUCCACAUGUACGUGCAAAAUAAUCCUUGGCAUUGUGAUUGCAACUUAAAAUGGAUGCAAGAUUUCAUGAAGGAUCAUUCGAGCAUGAUAGACAAUCCAACUUGCAACACGCCGUCGACGAACGCUGGAAAAUCGUUCGCGGUAGCGAGUUUCUCUUGCAACGAGUCGCCCAUUACUUCCACGAUACUAAACACCUUACCAGGAUCUAACACUUCGACCCUACUUCAAAUAUCCACCACCACCACCACCAACAAAUUCAUCCGUGUGAAUUGUAACGUUACCGACACGUACGUCCUACAAACUUACAACUCGCGCAAGUUGCGCUCGACAGACGCUCAAUUCUACCCUCGAUUUCCCAAUUUCUACGUCUCCGAGAUCCUAGACCGCAGCGUAAUGGUGAACCUGCCCAAUCUGGCCGAGGGUGUCACUCUGCUCUGGUUCGACAAUAACAACGUGUACAGCUCCGUGAGAUGCGCGAAAAAUACGAGACGGUCUUAUCUCGUGCAGGAUAUCGAUCCGCAGACGGCGUACACGAUCUGUUUGCUCGACGAUAACGGGAAAUUUAUAUCCCCGUUGAAUUGUUUGGCCGUGACUACGAGUGCCGCUUACGAGUCGAGGAGCUGGUUGACGAACGCCGACAAAACGCUCGUCCUCCCAUUAUCGAUCGCUUCGUUGCUUCUGCUCUUCCUCGUGGGCGGUUUCCUCUCGUUUCUGUUGAUAAGGCGACACCCCACGUUGCUUCGAGGAAGUAAACGCGUGAUGCUGGUGAAACGCAGGAACGUGGACGCCAUUGUGCUUCCCAAAGGUGUCGACGCGAACGAGAAGCGCGAGAGGCGGUUGGAGUACGCGAGCAGGACGAACGAGGAUGGAUACGUUACACCAUUGCCGCCCCGUGUUGGACGAACAUGGAGAUCUAGAACGAGCUCGCAGAGCGAUAGAAACAGUUACGUGUCGCCGGUGGAGACGAACGAGUCUCAAUUGGCUUUGUGGGGGCUGGCGGAGAGACGGAAGUCGAUCGCCCCUCCGGUUCCGCCUCAUCAUCCUUCUCGCGUGAUUAAAUCGGCCUCCCGAACCGAUUCCAAAUACGAGCGUGGCUACGAAGUAUUUACGAUCUAAUUUAAUUUUCGCGAUAUUCGAUACUUAUUAUUGGACCGCGACCUGUUUUACAAGGAUUAAGCGAUGAUCUCUCGAAGUCGUUUAACUUCUACACGCGUUUCGCAACGCGGCCAGUGUCGUGGUUUCAGCGUUUCUCAACGUUUCAGAUUUUUGUCGGAAUCUUUGCUGUUAUCAUUCUUAGAGAAGAUGCAUUACAAUAGCAUUGUUCAGGAAUUUUCUAACGAAAGUAUAAUACAGUUUCACGGUAAUAAAUCGCAAAUAGGAAAUAAAAAAGUGAUUGGAAUUUAAUGAUGGAGCACAAACAGAUAUUCGUUUCUUUUUCUCUAAAUACAUAUAAUUUUCCAUAUAAAGACGUAAAUAAUCGCAACGAUAUAUCCGACGAUGCACAUUCGUUGACGCGAUCGAGAAAAACGACCGAUCAUCAGUUGAGAGACGCUAAACGAGAGGCGAGUUCUUCGUUCUCGCCUCGUCGGAUCGACUUUCGUUAAAUCUGGCGGACGGCCCAAAGAUACGCGUGUCAAUGUCAAUAUUUCAACGAUCCCCUGUAUAAUCACGAAUGAAAGAGGUUAUACUCUCGAUCGACGAAAAUAAAAAAAA